AUGAAAAACCCUCAAAGCAGAAACAAGCCAGCGAAAAAGGAAGAAAUCCACCCACAUCUGUACGACCUAUCCGUAAUAAAAUCGGAGCUGGAUGAAAUUCUUGUUGAAUACCUCACUGAGUUGGAGAAGUACCAAGAAGACACGAUCUUCACUGACAUAAGAAUUGCCAUAGGGAUUGCGACGGCAUCCAUUGCUAUCUCUGUUUUCCUUCUAGUGGAGCGCGCUGGCCUGAAUGCAAACCGAAUAGGAAUCAUUGUACUUCUUGUUUCCUUCUGGAUCCUUGCAUAUGCAGAAAGCAUUAUCAUGAAGGUCUUCUUUUACCACACUUUUUCUGGCACAAAAGAUACCCACAAAGUGAAAGUAAUCACAAAGAUCGCAGACACACUCCCUAUAUAUACAAUACUAAUAUACUCAGGGCAGAAGAAAAUACCAAGCAAAACCUCCAUAGACAUUCGCUCUGUGUAUGCUGAUAAUUUUCUAAUUGUAAGUGGCUUUAGACGCAUAAUAAAAGACUGCCUGAGUAGUGCAUAA
Molecule: messenger RNA, 531 nt
Organism: Nematocida ausubeli
Lineage: Eukaryota; Fungi; Microsporidia
Exons: 1
Coding region: 1-531 (176 amino acids)
Biological process (GO): protein targeting to ER
Cellular component (GO): membrane; signal peptidase complex
Source: RefSeq, a predicted model, not a curated record